AAGCAAAGAGCUAGAGAGGCAGUUUGAAGAUCCUUUCUGUUGGCGAAACAGCGGACAGCUUCAAGCCAUGACAAGCACAUGCCGUGCUGGGUUCACUUAUCUUUCCUUCCUUGCUGUUGGCACAUCGUGCGGCUGGUUCGUUGUCAACGGCUUGUACAAUCUUGUUGCCAACGAGCCAAAAAUUGCCAAAGGAGGUCAGCUGAUCGGAGAGAUCAAUCGCAACGGGGCGGUGGCGAGUCUAGUCUUGUGCGCCUUCUUCGGCGGAUAUCCAUUUCUCUUCGGAAAAAUCUCCUAUCGUGUGGAACGCUGGAGCAGCACGUUCCUAAUCCUUCUGAGCUUAGCGAGUUUGCUGUUGCUAUCCGUGGCCUGGCAAGUACCAGCAGUUGUACAGCUGUGCGGUAUAUUUGGCAACAUCGUCGGCAACGGCUCCAUAUUGCUCCUGUUUCCGCUGAUUGCCACCAACUACAGCGGAUGGCUUGUUGCACCCGUCCGAGCCGGAACUGACCUUUCUAGCAUGAUCUCCGCUUUCCUCGCUGAAGCCCAGAGUUCGAAUGGGGUGGAUCAAAGGUAUCCAACGUGGCUUCUCUUUGCCUUCUACACUGGCAUCAGUUCUAUGGGUUUGCUGGCGUGGUGCGUGAUCCUCAAGUACAGAAUAGGUCUCCGAUCCGUUUUGGAUGAUGCACCUGAAAAGGCUCACGAAUCACAAGCCGAUCUCGAGGCUGUCUCAGCAGUUUCCACAGCAGUUCCCUCUGUUUCCAACCAGGAGAGCCUGAAAGAAUACUCUCACAAUGGUGGUUGUUAUCACGGCAAGAUCAGGGAGCUCAUUGGAGAGAGUUUGCAAAGCUUUGCUUGUCCUUGGUCGCUCCUUGCGCCUGUGGUGAUGGCAACUCUGACACAAAUUACUCAGUGGAGUAUUGUUCCAACGAUCGGAGAAAUCGGGGCGGAGAUGUGCGAUGCUGAGUCCUGCUCUGGCAAGUCCGGGCGCUUUGUAUUUCGCAUCUCUCUCACGCUUUCUCAAAUCUUGGUGCCCCUUGGCAGUAUCAUCUCAUCCCUGGUAACAUGUCCAAGCUUCAUUUUCUACAUCCUUUGCUUACUCCAGUACCUGAGCUGUUUCGUCAUUUGUGCCGCCACCGCUGGUGUUUGGCGAAGUCUGUGGACCAGUGAAGCCGGACGAGCCCUCUUCAUUUCCUCAUAUGCACUGUGCGGAAUGUUGGAGGGCUAUGUCAUCACCAUGGCCUACAGAUACAUCGGGGAUGCAGAGUCAAUACCACUUGUGAAAAGACACAGCGCAGGAGCGCUGCUCAGCAUAGCCACUGUGAUUCUUGUGUCUUCCUGUGCCGCCCUUUUGGGUGCAGCUGUCAGUGAUGGACACAUUGCUUGUAUAGAUCCCUAGAAUUCCCUGUCUAAAUUCGUUUGGCCAUCAAAGAGAUGAACCUGCAAAGCUAUGUAAAGCUUUCUCUGGCGUGCUGGCUUCUGUUGAAAAAACUGGCCAACCAACAUUUCUCGGUUUGAUCUGAAUUGUUGACCAGUACCCAGAUUCCCCAUGAAUUCCCCAGAAUCUGGGAUUCAGAUCUUUUCAAAGCGCCUGUUGGGUCAUUCCGGACCCAGCCACUUCCUGUGCUGUGCAUGAGGGCUGGAUGGAGAAAA
Messenger RNA from Cladocopium goreaui, 1647 nucleotides. The record is from the annotation of a GenBank genome assembly. NCBI's taxonomy places the organism in Eukaryota, Dinophyceae, Suessiales, Symbiodiniaceae.